Symbiodinium natans is the source of this 1728-nucleotide messenger RNA. The record is from the annotation of a GenBank genome assembly. Lineage: Eukaryota; Dinophyceae; Suessiales; Symbiodiniaceae.
AUGCUUGGCAAGGGUGUGAACCAGCUGACUUUGCUGUUGGCUCGUAUCUGCAGAAGGAUUCCGACUCGGCAGCGCGUCACCACGACCGGAGGUCACAACGAGAGAAGACUGCGUGCUUUGGUCGUUCACCCCAGGCUACCGGGCGCGAAGGAAGCACUGCUGUCUUUUGAUGCAGUGGAGGCUGUUGCCUUGGUGCGAGCUGCUGGAUGGGAAAGUGUUAUGCCCCACGGGUCCCACGCAGGUCAGGCUGCGAGCUCAUCCAGCGAGGAAGACUCGGAGUCGGCAAGUGAUGGCACCGAUGACGCGGAUGAUGCGGAUGACGCGGAUGACGCGGACGCUAUAGGUGCCUAUGUCGCCAGGCUGGACAGAGUUGAUCCGCGCUUUUUCUUCCACCUGAAGGAGCUUUGCCGCGUGGUGGUGCAGGUGGCGCGGCAUGGAGCGGACAUUCUGGUCGUCAACAGCUCUCUUUCGCCGAUUCAGCAACGACACCUGGAGGCUGCCAUGGAUCUAGCCUGGCGCGCCCAACGACGGCAGCAGAAAUAUGACGUGGGUACGUCAGACAUCAACCAGUCAAGAAUCGCCGUCUUUGAUCGUGCCCGUGUGGUCUUGGCGAUCUUUGCGAGAAGAGCCUCCUCUACGGUGGCAAGGUUGGGUAUUGAGCUUGCAGAGGCCCAGGAGGUGAAAGCAAAGCUUGGAGCGGGGAUGGCGUCAGGAGUGACAUCGCAGCUACAACAAGUUGCCCGCGCACUGGGCAAACUUCCAGGAUGUGACAAGACCGCGCUCUUACCACGAAGUGGGGGUGCACGUGGCGUCACGACAUCGUUUACAUCGUCCCCCCAGAUCACGCGGCAGAAGCAGCAGCGAGUCAUUGAUGAGAAGCGGGCACGGCUUCGUGAGGAGAUAGCGCGCCUGCAAUCAACUCGAAGCAGUCGCCGGCAGCAGCGUGCACGGGAUGAGAGGCUGACGAUCGGUCUGGUGGGGUACACCAAUGUUGGCAAGAGUGCCAUCGUCAACCGCCUCACGAGUUCCGAUCUUCUUGUGAAGGACGGCGUCUUCGUCACCUUGGAUGUUGCUUCACGCCGCUGUGUGCUGCCAUCCGGCAGGGAGUGCUAUGUGUUGGACUCCGUGGGCUUGAUUCAGGGCCUGCCGAUCAAUGUGUGUGAAGCUAUACAGGCCACCAUGCAGGAGAUGCACGAUGCAGAUGUGGUUCUGCACGUGCGCGACAUCGCGCACCCUGCACGGGAGGAUCGUUGGGAGUUGGUUCGCGAGAUGCUUGCCGAUGCCCACAUUGACGAAGAGAGGGUCGUGGAGGUUUGGAACAAAGCUGACCUUAUCGCGGAGAAAGAGGUUCGCCGCCUUCACUAUUUGCGUCAGCAGAAGGAUUCGACACCAGUUUUCACGGUCAGUGCCUUGACAGGUGCUGGAUUCCCUGCACUUCUGAGUGGCCUGCAGACGAUUUUGGAGGAAGUGGCCGUCAAAGCCGUGCCCGGUCUUCAGUCCUCGUCCGCGAUUCAGGUGCCCCAGAGUGGAUGGUGUACUGUUCGAUUGCCGCAAGGUUUGUCCAAGAGCCAGGCUUCCGACCUGUGGGCAUUUCUCCACAGCAGCUCAGUGGCAGAUGCGACAGUUCGCACAGAUGAGGCCACAGGAGAAGUUAUGGUCAGAGUCCGCAUGAGUGAAUCGGCAAAAGCCAGGUUUUUGCAGCAGUUUGGAUCUGGCUUCCUGUCCUGA